This is a messenger RNA of Seminavis robusta, 474 nucleotides long. NCBI's taxonomy places the organism in Eukaryota, Bacillariophyta, Bacillariophyceae, Naviculales, Naviculaceae. The record is from the annotation of a GenBank genome assembly.
AUGGGAAAUGCACUCCAUGCUGGUGAUGGGCUGACCAUCGCAGAGAUCUCCGCGGUCGAGUCGUAUUCUGUUGGAAUGACCUCAGAGUCGAGAACGACCACCGAUGACAACACGGCAAGUGUUGCUACGAGACAACAACUCACAGUGAGCGACGAAAGGGACAGUGGUGGUGGCCGUCUGCAUCGCAACCGCAGUGCCACUAGCAGCAAGUCGAGUAGCAGUCGAAUAGGUAUACGAGGCAAUCCAAGUAGGAACAGCCGACAUUUGCAUCAAGAUCGAUCAAGAUCAAAUGUUAGAUCACCCAAUCGAUAUGAAAGCAAGUACUUGGACGAGACGGUUGCAAGCCGACCCUCUACUCUUUAUCAUAGCAAGUAUACGGAUGGCACUGACCCUAGUCGAUCACGAUCGCCAACUCGCUAUGACAACCCCUCCGAUCGUCGUCCCCGGAGUCGGUUCACAGCGGCGCUGCAAUGA